Molecule: messenger RNA, 8335 nt
Organism: Aethalodelphis obliquidens (Pacific white-sided dolphin)
Lineage: Eukaryota; Metazoa; Chordata; Mammalia; Artiodactyla; Delphinidae
Product: protein-lysine methyltransferase METTL21E
Exons: 8
Coding region: 665-1480 (271 amino acids)
Source: RefSeq, a predicted model, not a curated record
ACUCCUAAGUUUAACUUUACAAUAUUGCUCGAUUUCAUUACCUGUAAUAACUUCUUAUUCAGGCUAUUUUCAGUGAUCGGGGGAAUUAAUUUUUCCUCUGAGAUGCAGUCCUAAAUGCACAUGAGCAGGUGCACAGGCGACAUACACCCUCAGCCUUCGUAUUCACUCUGAGUAGGAAGGAACUGUGGAAAUAUAAUUCCUGCGUCCAGAUCAUUGCUGCACACAUACUCUCAAACAUCCUGGUGUGGUUGUCUGAUUCUAAAAAUAGUGUUUGUACCCAGACAGGUGACCUGAAAAACACAUGGCCUCCGUUUCACAGGACGUCAUAGCUGUGGACUCUUAAAUAACUCCUGGCAUCAAAGUUAAAAAUAAUCGCUUUGCCCUGAUAGCCUUCACUCACUUGCAGGAAUGUUUUUACUUACCUGUUGGCUCUUGCUCUGUUCACGAGACACUCAUGUGGAAUGUGCCUACUUACAUUUUUCAACCCCCUUAUUUAUGGGCGUUCCAACCUCACUGCUGUAUGAUCAGAGGCUGUGAAGCUGCAGCUGUCAGGAUUAGUUCUCUGUGAGGACUCGCUGCCAGUGUGUACAGUAGUAAACUGCGUGCUUUUGUGCUCGCCUUUCAGGCACCAUCAGAGGUCUCAUCAGCAAAGCAAAAGUUGUGGAUGAUACUUUUUAACCGUCUAGAAACUCAGCUAACUCAUAUAUAUAGUUUUCAAGAAAUGAUCAAGAAAGCAUCAAUGUAUAGCCAUCCCUUAGUUCAUCGCUUAAUGGAUCUCAAAGCUCAAAAAGAGAACAGAGAAGCCGAUGAUGACAGGAAAGUGGUUGCAGAGAUCAUGCAGAGGUGUUUUGUUCCAACUUUAGUAACAGCCAUCUCCUGGGAGGGAUUUCAUUUCGUUGGUCAUGAGAUUCGGAUUACUGAAGCCAUGGAUUGUUACGGUGCUGUUGUUUGGCCAUCGGCCCUUGUUCUAUGCUAUUUUCUGGAAACAAAUGUAAAGCAGUAUAACAUGGUUGACAAAAAUGUGAUUGAAAUUGGAGCUGGAACAGGGUUAGUCUCCAUCGUGGCAAGUUUACUUGGUGCACACGUGACUGCCACAGAUUUACCUGAGUUACUCGGAAACCUGCAAUAUAAUAUUUCCCAAAACACCAAAAUGAAAUGUAAGCAUUUGCCUCAGGUUAAAGAGCUCUCCUGGGGUGUAGCUUUAGACAAGAACUUUCCCAAGGCUUCCAGCAACUUUGACUACAUCCUGGCGGCCGAUGUUGUCUAUGCUCAUCCAUUUCUGGAAGAACUCCUCAUUACUUUUGACCAUCUGUGCAAAGAAACCACCGUCAUCCUCUGGGUCAUGAAAUUCAGGUUGGAGAAGGAAAAUAAAUUUGUAGAUAGAUUUAAGGAGUUGUUUAACCUGGAGGAGAUUUCCAGUUUCCCUAGCCUGAAUAUUAAGUUGUAUAAAGCUAUGAAGAAAAAUUGGAGGAGUGCAUGAUAUCCUCAGAGGAGGACUUGGAAAGGGAAGGCAAUUUCUAGUGAUUAUUAUUGCUUUAACAAAAAACCUGGAUGAUCUGAUAUAGCUGACUUUUCCAAGGGGACACACACACACACACACACGUGCACACGCACCUUGCCCCAGACAGGGAUUUUCCCAGAUAUAGCACACAGGUGUAUAGGAUGGCAAAGCCAUUCUGUGUGGUAAUUGGUUAGGACAAUGUCUGCUUUCCUUAUCUUUCUAUAGUACUAUUUAUAAUUAUUAUCAUCUUAAUAAAUGGUGCAAUUAUUGUUAAUGUAUAACUGUAGAAUGAUGGUUUUUAAUAAUAGUAUGUCUAAAAUGUUUUAAACAUAAGCUUAUGUGAUUCUCUCUUUAGAAAUAAUGAAAUGGACUAUAGUGGGCUCUACAAAUAAAUCUGACUAGGCAGAUAGAGAAGGUAAUGGUCAAUGUUAGAUUAUUGUGGCUUCAUUAGUGCCAGCUUAUUGGUGGUCUGUCUUCUCUGCUUGGCAGGGUGGGUCUCCAGCACACCCUCUGAAAUCAGUCAAGCUGGUGGAUUCGAGGUUACAGGCAAGGACAUUUCACUCCAGUAAAUGAAAAAUGAAUGGAAGAAAACAUAAAAUCAGUUGAGAUUUUGGAGGAGCCAUUGUUUUAUUUUUAGGCCAAGUACAGUUAUUCUGCAUCACAGAAAGAGAAAUAAAUAUAAAAACUUUUCGUGUGUAUAAAAAUACACAUGAAAAGAUUUCAGUCUCUAAUCUCAAAUAACCAGACAUAUGGCUGGUUUUAAAGUUUAAAGCUCUUCUGAUAAACAUAUAGAGACCUAGAUAUUUGAAAUCCUAUGUGCUUUUUUUUUUUUCACAAGGACCUUAGAGAUUAGAAUAAAGUCUGAAGUAAGUAAAGUCAGUGCAAGAAGAGCAAAAUAUUAGGAUUUUGUACCACAUAAGAAGACUAGCGGUUGGUAACUCUUCCGGGUUCUCGGUGAUGUUGGCUAGGCAGGCUCUGUGCCCUCGGGGUGGUCCUUGCCCAGCCCUUUCUGCUUUGCUGGAAGUUCUCAGUCUACUCAGGGUUGAACAGAGCUGAAAAGUUUAUUUCCUAGGACUCUGACCUUAAGCCAGGAUGCAAAUGUACUCUCAGUGGGUUUUUUGGUAUGCACGGUUCCUGGGGUCAUCUCUCAAUAAUUACCAGUAUUUAUACGCCCCUUUAUAGUUUUCACAGCCUGCUGUGUACAUAAAGUCAACUAAUCCUCACAACCAUUCUAAGAGUCUAUGUAAUAUCAGUAUCCCCACUGCAUAGGUAAAGGAGCCGAGGCCACCAGGGGUGGAGCCACACAGCUGCAGAGUGGCAGCGCUAGGCACUCAGGCCCAGGUCUGAGUCCAGAGCCUGUGUUUUUUUUUUUUUUUUUUAACCAUUGCUCUGCCUUUAUAUAUUUAAAACAGUAAUUUUCCAACUCUUUUGUAAGUGAGUGAAGUCAUUUCUUUCAAGUGAAAUCAGUACCUGGAAAGGUAAGCAAAUGCAUCAGGAGAAGAUGAGAAUCUUUUUCUCUGGUGUCAGGGAGGCUCAUUUAGAAGGUGACAUUUAAGCAAAGCUGGAAGGAGGUGAGGGAAGCAGCAGUGCAGGUAUCUGGGGAGGUGUGUCCCAGGCAGAAGGAACAUCUCUGCCAGGACCUUAAAGCCGGAGCCCACCGGUCCUCAGGAGGAAACAUCGGAGGCCAGUGAGCUCGGAGCAGGGCGAGCGGGGAGGCUAGGAAGCUUCAGUAUCGGCGGCGGGACGGGGCCUUCGUGGCAGGCUGGGUUCUCCGGGAGCAGGCCAGGAGGCGGCAUUUGAUGUGCAGGCCAUUUUUAGGGAGUGUCGUGGGGAUCAAGACCUGUGGAAGGGGCAGAAGGAAGCGGGGCAAGGUGGAGCUGCCGUGCACGGCCUCAGCCGACCCACCCCCAUGGGGCUGUGGACCUGGGGGCGGGGAUGGGGGGCGCUGAGACUGCUGAGCCUUGAUAACCCGUGUCGCACAGUCACCGGACGCAAGUGGCCCGGGAAGGCUGUGACCUUGGGCGAGGUGACUUACGCCGGGGGGUCGGGUGAGGCGAUGCCCGCGGACGUGGACAGCCCAGGGCCGCCGGCCAGCAGCGCUGCCCGCGUGGAGGCGAUGAGUCCUCCUGAGGGGUCUGAGCAGCACAUCAGGGCAGCCGCAACCUCAAGGCCAUUGCGAGGACCUUGGCUCUUCCUCCGGUGAAGCGGAGGAUCGCGGGAUGGUUUGGAGUGGAGGAGUGAAGCAGUUACCCCUCCGUGUAAGGACCACUCCGGCUGAUGUUCCUAGGAUACUACGCAGGGCGGAGGGACCAGCGGGGAGGCUGUGGUGGGGAUGGCAGCCCGGGCCCCCGCGGGGACUGUGCCUGGAGGUGGCGAGAAGGGGUCGUUUCUAGAAGAGUCUGGAAGCUAAUGCCCACCGACCUUCUCUCCAUGUUGAGUAUGAGUGUGAGGCUGACUCGGGAGUGUUUGGUCCGAGCUGCUGGACAUCACAGAACAAAGAACAUCAGAGUCAUCGGCUGAGAGGUCGUUUGCACAGCUCACGCGGGGAGCAAAAGAGUGAACAGGAGCUGGAACGAGGACUGAGCCCCCAGGUGGCCGCGCUGAGGUCAGACACAGCUAGACCCGAGAAACUGGGAAACAUCCCCAGCUUGGAGUCUGCAGUUUACCCCUUUCCACUGACAUCAUGUGAAGUCUGUCAGUCAGUCCUCGUGACACUCAGGGGGCCUUCUGAACCCCUCACCUGAGGGAAUCUACCAGUUAUUCACUGGAUGGAAGUGGGCAGGUUUCUAUCCCAAGCCCAGACCCAGGUCCACCAGGCUAAAAAUGGAGAAAGAGCAGUGAACCUUUCAUUUCCUGUGAAGGUUAAUCGAGAAUCUCUCUGCGAACAUUCACUCAUUCAAACUUCCAGAAGGACACCCAGGAAGUGAACAGGAACAAAGGGACACUGACCCAGCCAACCGAAUUGGAUCUCGCUUUGAUGUGGGAAGACCCAAAAGCAUCCCCAAAGUAAGAGUCAACUAGUCAUGUCUGGAGUAAAAAUUCAUUGCUCCAGCUCCGCCUAGCAAAGCAGCAGGAGCUCUUUAUGCCCAGGGAGAUAAAUUUUUAACAGACUUGCUAUAAUGUGUCAAAGUUUCCUGAAUAAAGUUGAGUGAGUAAGCAUCGCUUUUAAAAUCUUUCAAUUUGAUGGACAAGAAAAUAUCAGUGUAGCAAAGUAGGUCUCCUUAUAUCAUUGCAAUUAGCCACAUUAUUGCAAGUGGAAAAAUACUCUCAAAAGGGGAUUGGUGGCCCUGGUGUAAUAUUUUUAAAUGAAUGUAAAAAGAGCUGCUUUGUAUUAGCCAGGAGAAAGUUGAGAGUUUUCUGAUUUGACCGUUACACCGCUGAAAAGGGCAGUUCGUUUCAUAUAUAUAUUUUAGCCAGAACUAGCUUUAACAAUUGCCAACUGCCAGUUAUAAAUAGCUUUCCUCUUUGAAACAAAGCUUCAUCUUUCAAACUGCUACUAUCUUAAGCAAAGAAAAAAAAAUAUCAUGAACUUCUUUCGGCACAUACCAGCUGUUCCAGAUGUUAUGAUUACACAUGUGGACCACGUUCUGAACUAAAAAUACAUACAGGAGAUUGACUUCGAACCUUUUUAGUAAAGCAACAUCAUAAAUUAUCUUGGUUACCCCUUAGUUAUGUUCUAGAAGUGUUUGUAAGUGGUUUGUAAGGGGAGGAAUAACUUCAGGCUCAUUUUGUCCCCCCCAUGAAACCUACUAUGAUUAAUACUAAAUUUCACUAAUAAAAUUAUAGCCUUAUAAGAUUAUGACAUUAGAGCCUAGUCCAGACUUUGUUUUACUUACAGUGAAAAAUAAUAAAAGAUCCUAUUGCUCUCUAUUUGUAAAAAAAAAAAAAAGAAAGAAAGAAAAUAACUAAAUUGAAUAACAGAUGUUUUUAAAUGUAGGACUGGAAAGAGUUUGAUUUGAGAAGUUAGAAGACUUUGGGGGAUUUUUCUGGGAAGAUGUGGGUGUUUUCAGAGGCUACAGGAUCAAACAGUUCCGAAUCUGGUCACCAGAUGGCCUUAUGAGACCAGAGCUUUGUGUGUGGACACUGGUGGUGAUGGUAAAGUAGUGGUGGCAGUGACAGCAGUUUCAGGGUAGAUUGGGGGUCAGGAAAAAAGGAUGCAACUGCCCAGCUUUCAUUUUUUUGUUGUUGUUUGUUUUUUUGUUUUGUUUUGUUUUGUUGCAUCUGCUCAAACAGUUCUCCAUCUCAAGCAUCAAUCGGUAUGUGGUAUUUUGGAAAUGGAACUCAGAUGAUAUUUUCUUGUUCAAAACUCUCCAAUGGCUUCCCAGCACUGGUGACAUAAACUCCGGAUUCCUUACCCUGGUUUACAGAGCCCUGCAUAAUAUGGCCCAUGUCUACUUCCCUGACCUUGUCUUAGACCAUCGUCCCCUAAUGUGGCUGCAUUCUAGACACACUAGCCUUUGUGAUUUUUGAAAGAGCAAAGCCUGCUCCCUAAAAGCCUUUGCAUUCAUUGUCGCAUUUGCCUGGAUGCUUUGAUUUGUCUUUUCAAAUGGCUGGUCCUCUCUUAUCCUUCAGAUCUCAGCUCAGUGUUACUAUAGCGUAAGUCCAUUCAGAUCUAAAGUAUUAACCCAACUACUUCCCAGUGCAUCACUUUAGUUUAAUUCUCUGACUAAGCCUUAAUCAUUAUCUAUUUCCUUCCUUCCUCCCCUUUUGCUUCCUAUGUAUCUAUCUAUCAAUCAAUUAUCUAAUAAAUGCUCUAUCUAGUGUCAGAUCCUCCCCACUGGAAUGCAAACCCCAUGGGAGCAGGCGCUUUGUAUCAUUCAUUGUCAUUUAUCGCAUCACUAGAACAGUGGUCGUUCUUGUAUAGAGAAUGAAUGAAUGAAUGUUUGAGGUAUUUAUAAGUUAGGCAUUUGUAGCCCGAGGAGUACUAGUAUUUGGAUAAUUCUUUAUAGCAAGGUUUGCCAUAACUGAUUUAACUUUCAGUUUUUUCAUCUACUUUUUUGUUUUUUUCAUCAGAUGUUCACUGAGCACCAACAAGUAGCAGGCAUUGUGGUAGGUACUAGAGAGAAUCCAGAGCUGAGCACUGGUAACAGAAGUGAUGUUUUUAGAGCUGAGUCUCUAUGCUAAGGGCUAUGGACAUAUGACCUCAUUUAACACUUGCAGCAAUACUCCGAAACAGGAAUUAGUCCCUAAUUCCAUUUUACAGACUAGGAAACUGAAUUUAGUUAGGUAAUUUACCCAAGAUUUCAUGCCUAUUCAGUUGUGGAACUGAGACUCAAAGCUGGUAGAAAACAGUUCUUCCUGAAGGAGUCAGCAAGGAAGACAAACAACGGGCUUCGGCUCCAAGCAGGCCAGAUACUUCUGAUAGAAGUAUCAGACAGUGACUACAGCACAAUUAAAUGCAUAAGUUAUCAAAAUGAGAACAAGACUAUCAGAGUAGCCCAGAUGUAUCUGACAGAGAACAAAAUAGAAUUUCUAGAAAUUAAAAAAAAAAGAUUUUGAAAUAAAAUUCUCAGAGGGUAAGAUAAAGUCCAGAUAGAGCUACAGUUUUAGUGAACAGAUGAAGAGAGAAUUAGUGAACUGGAAGAUUGAUCUAAAAAAAAUUGUCAAGAAUACAGUACAGAAAGAUUGAGAUAGAAAUAUAACAAAGAGAAGUUUAGAGAUGUGGACAAUAGAAUUAGAAGGUCCAACAUAUUUCUAGUAGAAGUUCCAGAGUGAAAGAAGAGAAGGAGGGGAAAGCGAAAUACUGGAAGACUUAGUGACUGAAGCUUUGAAAAAAUUGAUUAUAGGCAUAUGUCUUCAGAUUAGGAAAUUCAGUGUAUCCUGAGUUGAAUAAAUAAGCCCACACCUAAACACAUCCUGAUGAAACUUCAAAACACCGAAGGCACACAGAUCUUAAAAGCAACCAGAGAAAAAGAUAUAGCUCAGCUACAAAAGAAUAACUGUUAAACUAACAUAAAACUUAUCGUCAGCAAAAAUAGAUGCUAGAAUGUAAUGGAAUAAUAUUUUCAAAGUGCCAAGGGAAAGCAAUAGUUAGUAAAAAUUCUAUACUCAGUUAAACUAUAUCUCAAGAGGCAGGGCAAAAUAAAGAGGUUUAGAGAUAAAGAAAGCCUGAGUAGUUUUCCACCAACAAAACUCCUGAUUAAAAACAUCAGUAUAAAUUUACUUUGGGAAAAAGAAGAUUGAACCCAGAAGAAAGGCAUGAGAUGUAAGAAAGAACGGCAAUCAUGUGGGUAAGUAGGAGGAGGACAAGAAAAAUAGCCAUGAAUUUGAAGGGUGGUAAAGUCAGGAUGCAUAGUUGUGUAAGAUGGGAAGGGGGUGUCUGAACUUAAAUUAUUCUAAGAUCAUCUAAGGUUAGAUAUACUGAUUAUCUUUGGACCUUAAUUAUGCAUUUGAUUAUGCUAAGGUAAAUCCUGAAAUUUCAGGGUGAUUGUCCUUGUAGUGAUGACUCAGCAAUCCAGGUUUCUUCCAGUCUGGGACACCACUGCCUUUAGCCACGUGUCAUUCAACUGGUGGUUGAAUGACAGGAUUUGCUGCUUAACUGAAUAUGGGGGUUGAAGGAGGGGGAAGUGGAAUGGAAAGUGAUGAAAGCCCAGGUGGACAGGGAUGCUAUGGAUGGUGAGAAUGAAAAGGAGAGAGGAGGGAGUUUGGGCUGAGGGGAGGGUGGUGAGUUCCAAUGGGCUCUCUUGAAUUGAAAGUGCGUUUCCAGUAGGAGGCUGAACUUCAGCUCCCUGUGCUUGUUUCCUGUGAGUAAUAUUCUGGAGCAUCUGGCGUUCCAUAUAUACUGGUUCAAUAAUAACAUUGCUGCAGAUUCACCCAUGUUUAAUAGAUAUUUGU